AUGGGUAAAUCAGCAAGCCCCGAAAAGGGUAAACAAACCACCAAAAAGCGCAAAGCACCCUCAUCUGCCACCAUCUCCGCGAUGCCAACCAAGAAGCUCAAACCUGCCGCGAGCGGCUUGUCCGAGGCGCCCCUCCCGCCACCGCCAGCUCCGAUUCCCAUUCCGACCCGGACCGCAGUCACAAACGCCCUGAGCGAAACACACCAGUCCGUUCUCGCCGUCCUAAAACCGAAAUAUGACGUUCUCCCAGCCCUCACCAUCUCCUCGACCAAAAUCCACAAGCGCGUCGUCCGCUCCCUGGAUCAUCUGCGCAGAGACACAGGCGACCCUCGACCCGCCGUCGUACUGCUCCACGCCCGGCCCCGGGAAGUCUGCAAGAUGAUCACCAUUGCGGAGCAAGUGAAGCGGGCACUGCUCGCUGCGCCGGGCCCCGAGCCGGGGAGAUGGUUCCAAUACAACAUGCUGUAUGCAGUGCCGCCCAAGCGGAAGGCGCCCGACGUCGUAGACGAGACAGUAUUGGGUGGACAGCGGGCCGGGGACGACGAUCGCACAGAAGAACACGAGGACGGCAACGAGGAGGAUGACGACGCCGACGAUUACUUUGAAGCGUUGGAUAGUCGGUUCCAGAAGGCCGUCGUCCCGGAGCGCUCGCGUCAGCAUAUGUCAUUGAGCAUAUUCCUUUCCCGAGUGCCGAUACCGGAAUUGAAAAGCAGAGACGGCGUCUCUGUGCAAGUGAGCGAGGUACCAGGCGACCCAGGCAGGCAGGCCGAGGUAUAA
This is a messenger RNA of Sodiomyces alkalinus F11, 777 nucleotides long. RefSeq lists its product as hypothetical. Lineage: Eukaryota; Fungi; Ascomycota; Sordariomycetes; Glomerellales; Plectosphaerellaceae. Gene Ontology annotation, molecular function: nucleic acid binding. The record is from RefSeq and is a predicted model, not a curated record. The transcript has a single exon. The coding region runs from base 1 to 777 and encodes 258 amino acids.